AUGGGAGAGAGGCAGGUGAGAAAGAGGGCAGGCAGCAGGAGGGGAAAAGAGGCAGGGAGAGAAGGAGGGGGAGGGCAGAGAGAGGCAGGGAGGGGAGGGCAGGCAGAGAAAGAGAGACAGAGGAGGAGGGCAGGCAGGGCAGGGAAAGAGAGGCAGGGAGGAAGGGGAGGGCAGGCAGGGAAAGAGAGGCAGGGAGGAAGGGAGGGCAGGCAGGAAAGAGAGGCAGGGGAGGAAGAGAGGGCAGGGAAAGAGAGAGGGAGGAAGGGAGGGGCAGGCAGGGAAAGAGAGGCAGGGGAGGAAGGGGAGGGCAGGCAGAGAAAGAGAGACAGAGGAGGAAGGGGAGGCAGGCAGGGAAAGAGAGGCAUGGGAGGACGGGGAGGGCAGGCAGGAAAAGAGAGGCAGGGGAGGAAGAGGAGGGAAGGCAGGGAAAGAAAGGAAGGGGAUGGAAAGAGAGGAGAGGCAGGGGAGGAAUGGGAUGGCAUACAGGGAACGAUAGGAAGGGGAGGGCAGGGAGGUAAGAGAGGCAGUGAAGGAAAGGGAGGGCAGGCAGGCAGGGAAGGAGAGGCAUGGGAGGAAGGGGAGGGCAGGCAGAGAAAGAGAGGCAGAGGAGGAAGAGGAGGGAAGGCAGGGAAAGAGAGACAUGGGAGGAAGAGGAGGGGGCAUGCAGAGAAAGAGAGCCAUGGGAGGAAGGGGAGGGCAGGGAUGGCAGGGAAAGAGAGGCAGGGGAGGAAGGGGAGGGCAGGCAGAGAAAGAGAGACAGAGGAGGAAGGGGAGGCAGGCAGGGAAAGAGAGGCAUGGGAGGACGGGGAGGGCAGGCAGUAA
Ylistrum balloti is the source of this 822-nucleotide messenger RNA. Its product is annotated as octapeptide-repeat protein T2-like. NCBI's taxonomy places the organism in Eukaryota, Metazoa, Mollusca, Bivalvia, Pectinida, Pectinidae. The record is from RefSeq and is a predicted model, not a curated record. Bases 1 to 822 code for a protein of 273 amino acids. The transcript has a single exon.